This is a messenger RNA of Prunus avium (sweet cherry), 1540 nucleotides long. Its product is annotated as GATA transcription factor 5. Lineage: Eukaryota; Viridiplantae; Streptophyta; Magnoliopsida; Rosales; Rosaceae. The record is from RefSeq and is a predicted model, not a curated record. Gene Ontology annotation, molecular function: zinc ion binding; sequence-specific DNA binding. Gene Ontology annotation, cellular component: nucleus. Gene Ontology annotation, biological process: regulation of DNA-templated transcription; cell differentiation.
AUAAAGUGGAUGGGUGGGGAGAGAAGAAAAAAAAGGUAAAUUAAAAGAGAGAGAGAGAGAGAGAAAGAAACGGGCACUUUUAGUAUAGGCCACGGACGCUUUCAGCCCUAAUUCAAUGCUUUACCAAACUCACCACUCCUUUUUAUUCCAAUUUCAUCCCUUUACUUGUUCAAUCCCUUCUUCUUCUUCAACCACCUCAACCUCAACCUCAACCUCAACCUCUCUCCUCUCCUCUCUCUCUCCUCAUCCUCCUCUGCUCUUAACCUGUCGUCCACCUCUACCUCCACAACAGGUUGAAACUGAAAUGGAAUGCGUGGAAGCGGCCCUGAAGACCAGUAUUAGGAAGGAGAUGGCUGUCAAGGCGAGCCCACAAGUGGUUUUUGAUGACUUGUUGUGGGGCGGCGUCAAUGGACAAAACGGUGUCGCUUGUGACGAUUUCUCAGUCGAUGACCUCCUUGACUUCUCGAACGAAGAUGGGUUUGUGGAAACAGAGGCUGAGGAAGACGAUAAAGAUAAAGUCAAGGGCUUUGCCUCUGUUUCGCCUCAGAAACAACCCCAGGACCCUGAGAACUCGGAUUUGUCUGACAAAAACGAACUUGGGCCCGAACCCACCAGCGAACUCAGCGUUCCGGCGGACGACUUGGAAAACCUCGAGUGGUUGUCUCAUUUUGUCGAGGAAUCUUUCACGGAAUUCACUACGUCUCUGCCGGCAGGGUUCAUCCCCGAGAAGCCCAAGACUGAGAAACGACCCGACCCGGCAACGCCUUUACCCGAAAAACCCUGUUUCAAGACUCCGGUUCCGGCCAAGGCCAGAAGCAAGCGAACCCGAACUGGCGGCCGGGUCUGGUCACUGGGGUCACCGUCGUUGACGGAGACAUCCUCGAGUUCUAGUUCCUCGUCGUCUUCUUCGUCUCCGUCGAGCCCCUGGCUCAUUUACCCCACCACCCAGAACCACGAGCCGGCCGAAGCGGGCGGGGAACCGGUCGCGUCAGUGGAGAAGCCUCCGAAGAAGCCCAAGAGAAGACUGGUGGAUGGAAGCUCGAGCCAGCCGCCUCGUCGGUGCAGCCAUUGUGGGGUGCAGAAGACCCCGCAGUGGAGAACCGGGCCCAAUGGAGCCAAGACCCUCUGUAACGCCUGUGGGGUCCGUUACAAGUCGGGUCGGCUCUUACCGGAAUAUCGACCCGCAUGCAGCCCGACUUUCUCGAGCGAGUUGCACUCCAACCACCACCGUAAAGUUCUAGAGAUGCGGAAGAAGAAGGAUGUCCCCGGCGUGCCCGAACCCGGUUUGACCAGACCUCCGGUGGUGCCCAGUUUUGGUUAGGCAGAAAGAAAAAGGUUUAAAACUUUAGUUAGCAAGUAGGGAAGAGGACAAUGUGAACCGGGGUUAGAUUAGAUUGAACCCGGUUCGAACAGGCCGGGUUAGUGUACAUUUUUUCUUUCGUUUUUCCUUUGCAUGGGUUGGUGCGGUAGGUUUGUAGGCAUGUAACUGAUUAGGCAGGACUUUACUAGUUUACUUAAUAUGUACUUAAUUUUUAAAUUA